AUGCUAGCUCAAGAAGACAUUAUUCCGAUCAAGCGAAAACGAAGCAAGAGACCUCGACAGUCGUCCCCGCUUGCCCUAACCAUGUCGGCAAGCUUCUCCGGCACUACAAGUGAUCUCAAUUCCGACGACAAGUCGACAAUCGGUAGAGACGAAGAUCACGAGGAGGAGGAUAUGGCCAACUGUCUGAUUCUGCUGGCCAGAGGUCAGCCUCCGACAGUGGUUGAUGCAGCCACCGCCGCCAGCUUUCGGUGCAAGACGUGCGACAAAAAGUUCACGUCCUUCCAAGCUCUCGGUGGCCAUCGGGCAAGCCACAAGAAGCUAUCGGUGGCCCCACACGAAAACGAGCCGAGCGGAGGUGAAAUUACGAUUUUGUCCCUACGAGUCCCGACUGCACCGGACGAGAAAAAGGCGGCUAGAGUUCACGAGUGCUCGUUGUGUGGGGCCCGAUUUGGGUCUGGCCAGGCGUUGGGCGGCCACAUGCGGCGGCACAGGCCGUUGGCGACUCGGGAUGUAGCCAAGCGGCCGAGGACGGUUUUGUCAUUGGACCUCAACCUUCCGGCGGUGGCGGAAGAUGCCCGCGGCGAGUGUGAAACGGAUAAUGAGUUUGCUUUAUCGUUGCCGCAUGAACAAGUCAUCGUGUUCUCGGCCACGUCAUUGGUUGAUUAUUGCCAAUACUAG
This is a messenger RNA of Striga asiatica, 678 nucleotides long. The record is from the annotation of a GenBank genome assembly. Lineage: Eukaryota; Viridiplantae; Streptophyta; Magnoliopsida; Lamiales; Orobanchaceae.